Panicum virgatum (switchgrass) is the source of this 1809-nucleotide messenger RNA. RefSeq lists its product as uncharacterized. NCBI's taxonomy places the organism in Eukaryota, Viridiplantae, Streptophyta, Magnoliopsida, Poales, Poaceae. The record is from RefSeq and is a predicted model, not a curated record. Gene Ontology annotation, molecular function: RNA-DNA hybrid ribonuclease activity; nucleic acid binding. The coding region runs from base 1062 to 1352 and encodes 96 amino acids. The transcript is spliced from 4 exons.
AGGCAGGCUUAUUACAGAUAAUGUUUUAGUUGCUUAUGAAUGCAUGCAUACCAUUCGUAAACAAAAGGCCAACACCCCUUUCUUUGCUUUGAAAAUAGAUAUGAUGAAGGCUUAUGACCGGGUCGAAUGGAAAUAUCUUCAGGGAGUUUUAAGUAAGAUGGGUUUUGCUGAUGGAUGGAUCCAAACUGUAAUGAAAUGUGUGACAAAGGUGCGAUAUGCCAUACAAGUUAAUGGUGAACUCUCAGAGCAUUUUAUUCCAACAAGGGGAUUGAGGCAAGGAGAUCCCAUCAGUCCAUACCUUUUUCUCUUAUGUGCGGAAGGCCUAUCUUGCUUAAUGAAGAAAAAAGAAGCUGAAGGUAAAAUAAACGGUGUAAAAAAUGGGAGAACUGGACCAGCAAUAUCUCACCUCCUUUUUGCAGACGAUAGUAUUUUUUUCAUUAGAGGUGAUAUGAAGAACCUUCAAGCUCUUAAUGAGGUGUUGCACUUGUACAGUGAAGGAACAGGCCAACGGAUUAAUUUUCAGAAAUCAUCACUUUUAUUUGGUGACAAAUGUCCGGAACAAGUUAAGGACAGAGUUAAAUCAUAUAUCAAUGUCCGUAAUGUAGUUGUGCAAGCAAAUUAUUUGGGCAUGCCGUCUUGGGUGGGGAGAUCUCCUACAAGCACUUUCAAUUUCUUACCUGAACGUAUGUGGAGGAAAAUAAGAGGCUGGAAUGAUCGCCCCCUUUCAAGGGCUGGUAAGGAGGUUAUGUUUAAAUCAGUCAUUCAAGCAAUCCCAAUAUAUGUUAUGAGCUGUUUCCGCCUGCCAGCUGCAAUUUGUGAUAAGAUGAGGACAACAAUCUCGAAUCAUUGGUGGGGCAUUGAAGAGGGUAAGAAAAAGAUGCACUGGCGUUCAUGGGAAUGGCUGACCGCCCCUAAAGCCAUGGGUGGCAUGGGGUUUCGAGAUAUGCAAAUUUUUUAUCAAGCUAUGUUGGGCAAACAAGCUUGGAGAAUUCUAACUGUUCCUAAUUCGCUUUGUGCGAGAGUGCUCAAAGGGCGCUACUUUCCUUGUUGUUCUUUUUGGGAUGCGUCUCAGCCCCGAAGUUCAUCUUUCACAUGGCGCAGCAUCAUGUAUGAUGGAGCAGCUGGCAGCUGGAAUGAAGAGAUGGUUCGAGCUUGUUUCAAUGAAGAUGAUGCUGAAAAGAUUUUGCAGAUACCUCUGUGCCAUACUCCUUGUGAGGAUUUCCCAGCUUGGCUACACACUAAAGGCCGCAGAGGAUCAUGAAGCAACAGUUUUUGCAAUCACAGUAUGGCACAUUUGGGAGUCAAGAAAUGCAGUUAGAAAUGAUGGACUCCACCGCCGAUUGGUUGGUUGAUGCUCAAUGUGGAUGCUGCUCUUUUUAAAAAUCCAUCUCGUAUUGGCGUGGGUGUAGUAAUCCGCGAUCACGAUGGGGAUUUCAAAAUGGCCUUUUGCAAGGUGAUGGAUAGGAUUAAAGAUCCUGAGAUGGCUGAAGCUAUGGCAGUCCGAUGUGCUGUUAUUUUUGCGAAGGAAAAAAAUCUUCAACAUAUUGUUGUUGCAUCAGACUGUCAUAAUAUCAUCAAGAAGUUACAAUCACAAAAUCUAGACAGAUCUGAAGUUGGUGCUAUCAUAUGUGAUAUAAAAAACUUAGUAAGAGAGGUUACAUUCUCUUUUAUGUAUAUUCGUCGAAGUUGCAAUGAGGCAGCUCAUGUAAUGGCUAGGCUAGCAGAUUAAUUCUCUGAAUCUGUUUGGUGUAAUGAAGCUCCGGAUGCAAUCCGGGCUAUCCUUUGUAAUGACCUUUAUAGUAAUUAGUA